Molecule: messenger RNA, 803 nt
Organism: Cryptomeria japonica (Japanese cedar)
Lineage: Eukaryota; Viridiplantae; Streptophyta; Pinopsida; Cupressales; Cupressaceae
Product: small ribosomal subunit protein uS2c
Exons: 1
Coding region: 96-803 (235 amino acids)
Biological process (GO): translation
Cellular component (GO): mitochondrial small ribosomal subunit; ribosome
Molecular function (GO): structural constituent of ribosome
Source: RefSeq, a predicted model, not a curated record
GAAAUGAAUACUUGUACCAAGUACGCUACGGCAAGCAAUCUAACCCAUUCCAUUGGAAUGUAGAUAUUACACAUAGUAAAAAAAGAAAAGCAAAAAUGACGAAAAAAAAUUGGAACAUCAAUUUGAAAGAGAUGGUAAAAGUAGGAGUUCAUUUUGGUCAUGAGACCAAAAAAUGGAAUCCUAAAAUGGCACCCUACAUUUUUAAAGAACGUAAAGAUAAUCAUAUUAUAAAUUUAACUUACACCGCUCGUUUUUUAUCAGAAGCCUGUGAUUUUGUGUUUGAUGGAGCAAAAAGACGAAAACAAUUUAUGAUAGUUGGUACAAAACAUCAAACAGCUAAUGCUGCUAAAUUAGCUGCUUUAGCAACUCGAUGUCAUUAUGUAAAUAAAAAAUGGCUCGCGGGUAUGUUAACUAAUUGGUUUACUACAGAAGCAAGACUUGAAAAAUUCAAAAAUUUAAUGAAAAAAAAAAAUACGGGAGGAUUUGAUGGAUUUACAAAAAAAGAAGUAGCAAUACUCAAGAGAGAAUUGAACAAAUUGCAGGAAGAUCUAGGGGGUAUUAGAUACAUGACAAAAUUGCCCGAUAUUGUAAUAAUUCUCGAUCAAAAAGGAGAAUAUACUGCUAUUCGGGAAUGUAGAACUUUGGGUAUUCCAACAAUUUACUUAGUUGAUACAGACUGUGACCCAGAUCUCGUGGAUAUCCCAAUCCCAGCCAAUGAUGAUGGUAGAGGACCAAUCCGCCUGAUCCUAAAUAAAUUAAUUUUAGCAAUUCACACGGGUAGAGAAUUGUACUAUAAAAAGUGA